Lipotes vexillifer (Yangtze River dolphin) is the source of this 1323-nucleotide messenger RNA. It is a transcript of the gene PLVAP, whose product is annotated as plasmalemma vesicle associated protein. Bases 1 to 1323 code for a protein of 440 amino acids. The transcript is spliced from 5 exons. Gene Ontology annotation, biological process: regulation of vascular permeability; positive regulation of cellular extravasation. The record is from RefSeq and is a predicted model, not a curated record. Lineage: Eukaryota; Metazoa; Chordata; Mammalia; Artiodactyla; Lipotidae.
AUGGGCCUGGCGAUGGAGCACGGGGGAUCCUAUUCACGGGCAGGGGGCAGCCCGAGGGGCUGCUGGUACUAUAUGCGCUAUUUUUUCCUCUUUGUCUCGCUCAUCCAAUUCCUCAUCAUCCUGGGCCUUGUCCUCUUUAUGGUCUAUGGCAAUGCGCACGUGAGUACCGAAUCCAACCUGCAGGCCACCGAGCGCCGGGCUGACGGCCUCUACGGCCAGGUGGUGGGGCUCACAGCCUCCCAGGUCAACCUGUCCAAGGAGCUCAACCUCACCUCCCGUGCCAAGGAUGCCAUCAUGGAAAUGCUGCUAAACGCCCGCCGCGACCUGGACCGAAUCAAUGCCAGCUUCCGCCAGUGUCAGGCCGACCGGGUGAUCUACAUGAACAACCAGCGAUACAUGGCUGCCAUCAUCUUGAGUGAGAAACAAUGCCAAGAACAGCUCAAGGGAAGUAACAAGAGCUGCGAUGCUUUGGCCCUCACACUGAACCAGAAAGCCAAGACACUGGAGGUGGAGCUGGCAAAGGAGAAGGUGGUAUGUAUCAAAGACAAGGACAGUCUGGCGUUAGGCAAGCGAGUGUUGGAGGAACAGCUGGCCAAGUGCAGCAAAGCCCAGGAGCAGCAGCGGCAGGAGCGACAGCUGGCCGAGGACCGUCUGCAGAAGGUGCAGGCCGUCUGCCUCCCGCUGGACAAGGACAAGUUUGAGAUCGAGCUGCGCAACCUCUGGAGGGACUCCAUCAUCCCGCGCUCCCUUGACAGACUGGGCUACGAUAUGUUCCAUCCCAUUGGCUCGGAAGUGGCCUCCAUCCGGAGAACCUGCGACCACAUGCCCACCCUCAUGAGCUCCAAGGUGGAGGAGCUGGCCCGGAGCUUGCGGGCUGGCAUCGAGCGUGUGACCCGUGAGAACUCGGACCUCCAGCGCCAGAAACUGGAGGCCGAACAGGGUCUGCGCGCCAGUCAGGAGGCCAAGGAGAAGGCAGAGAAGGAGGCCCAGGCCCGGGAGGUCAAGCUCCAGGCUGAAUGUGCCCGGCAGACCCAGCUGGCCCUGGAAGAGAAAGCAGUGCUGCGGAAGGAGCGUGACAACCUGGCCAAGGAGUUGGAGGAGGAGAGACGGGAGGCUGAGCAGCUCAAGAUGCAGCUGGCUGUCAGCAGCUCGGCCCUGGACACCUGCAUCAAGGCGAAGUCGCAGCCAAUACCAGUGCCAAGACCUGCAGGCCCCGCCCCCAACCCCCCGCCCAUCGACCCAGCUGGGCUGGAGGAAUUCAAGAGGAGGAUCCUGGAGUCCCAGCGACCCCCUGCCAGCAGUGUCUUAGCAUCAGCCAGGUGA